Ceraceosorus bombacis is the source of this 1551-nucleotide messenger RNA. The record is from the annotation of a GenBank genome assembly. Lineage: Eukaryota; Fungi; Basidiomycota; Exobasidiomycetes; Ceraceosorales; Ceraceosoraceae.
AUGACAAGCAAGUCAGCACCCGUGCACCUGGUCGAAGCACAAUGGAGGGAGCGUGCAGCGAAUUUUGGCCACAAGCGCUCUCACCGCGGAGGUCUACACACCUCUUCAGUCACGCUUGAUGGCUCCCGCAGCACGUCUUCUGGACGCUGGGAGACGCAUACACGCGAUGCUCCUGCUCGAAGGGGCUACGAUGUGCCGGAGCGGAAUGAGCGGCACACAGAAGGCACUGCCCUUUGGAACGACGCCAGCGCAAACCCCUCAUCGUCCCGCCCAUCCAUACCUGCCAGCGCUCAGAUCCGUCUGGCCAACGUGAAAAUAGACAAUGUGCCGCAUGGCGCAACGCCUCACGACAUCUAUCGCCUCUCUCCCAUUUCCCGUCACAUUACUGCCUUCCGUUUCCGUCUACGCUCCAAAGAUCUCUCGAAAGCAGGUCGAGUCUACCUCUCUUUUGAUCCCAGCACCAUCAGGAGUUGUGAACCUGCGUACCCGCUCGACGAGAAGGGAAAAGAGGUUUGGAAAGAGGCUAUCGGGAUGCGAGGAAGUGUGCUUGGACGUGCAAGGGAUGCGGCGGACAAGUGGGUCAAGGAGGUGAAUGGGAGUAUUCUAGCUGGACAGUUGCUCAAGGUGACACCGGUGAGUGGUACGCACAUGCUCUCUCCGCUCGUCUCGCUCCCACUUGAAUCUGACACGCUAUACGUCUUGCAGUUCUCUCUGCCGAUACCUCUACCUGUUAGCUCUUCUGCUCUGCUCUCCCGUCUGAUCCAAACAGAAUCGGGCAAGCUGGUGCAUUUGCAAGGCCUACCGGCUAAUCUGACAGCUUUGCAUCUGGAGAGGAUUCUCAAGAGCUAUGGGGGUCCUGGGGUGGGCGCGACGAGUGCUGCUGGCAGAUACGAGAUCAGGCAAGGCAAAAUCAAGAAUGUGUCGGGAGAGGUUGGUCCAGUAUGGAGAGAAUGUGGCGUGAUCAAAGUGAUGUGAGCAUGUGGAGCAUAUGUACCGAUCCUGCUUGCAUCGGGCGCUGAUCGACCUUUCUGUCUCUAUGAGCUGGUGUACAGACCAAAGGAGCAGUCCGAACCUCCUCGAGCGUCCUUCCUCAUCCGUUUACAGACUGUGCCCGAGGCAAAUCGAUUGGUGCACGAGUGGGAUGGAAGAGUGUGGGAGCACAAGCUAGGGGAAGUCAUUGAUACUGCUCCUCGCUUCACCGAUCCCUCACUCGCAACAUCCAAGACAUCCGGGGACAGGCACAGGACACUGGACUCCAGAGAAGACGAGAAGUUCAGGUCGGCGUUUCACAGAAAACAGAACCUCGUGGAACGGCGCAGACAGCGACUGGAAAGGAAUUUUGAGGAAUAUAUCGAGGCAGAAGAGGAAGAGGCGGGAGAGGAGGAGUGGGGAGAGGAUCAGGAGGAGGAAGCACUGUUGCGAGGCGAGUUGAGCGAGAAGAAGGAUGGGAGGUUGGAAAGGAGACUGAGACGGAACCAUACGAGGUUGCAGAGGAUGCAGCAUCUGCUCAUCCGUAACACCCACAUCGUCAAAGCCAAUGUCUUGUACUAG